GAUGGCGGCGGAGCGGCGGCGCCGGUAGCGGCAGCCAUGGAGGCGGAGGGCGGCCCGCUGGGCCCGGGGGAGCGCUGGGCGCCGGUGGGCGCCGUGUCGGCUGCGGCGGAGGAGGAAGCGGAGGAGGAAGCAGAUGAGGAGGAGGAAGCGGCGGGGGGGUCGCCGCAGUCGGUGCCGCGGCUGCGGGCGGAGCGGCGGCGGCUGCACGGGGCGCUGCUGGCGCUCGCCUCGCACUUCGCGCAGGUGCAGUUCCGGCUGCGGCAGGUGGCGCGGGCCGGGCCGGGCGAGCAGCGCCGCCUGCUCCGAGACCUGGAGGACUUCGCGUUCCGCGGCUGCCCCGCGCCGCUCGGCCUCGGCGGAACCCCGGGUGAGCGAGAGAAGCAGGAGCAGACGGAGGUGCAGAAGGAGAAACAGAGGGAGCUGAUACUGCAGCUCAAGACGCAGCUGGAUGACCUGGAGACGUUUGCUUACCAGGAGGGCAGCUAUGAUUCUCUGCCGCAGUCUGUGGUUAUGGAAAGACAACGGAUGAUUAUCAAUGAGCUGAUAAAGAAGCUGGACAUGGACUUGAGUGAAGAUUUUGCAGCGCUCUCUCCAGAGGAAUUGCGACAGCGUGUGGAUGCUGCCAUAGCGCAGAUUGUUAACCCAGCCAGGGUGAAGGAGCAGCUGGUGGAGCAGCUGAAGACGCAGAUAAGGGACCUUGAAAUGUUCAUCAACUUCAUCCAGGAUGAAGUUGGAAGCUCUGGUAAGAUGGAAGAUGGACACUGUGAAUGUACAGGCAGGAAAGAUGGUGGUGGCUCCCACAAACCAAAUACACGUUCUCCAGGAAAUAGAGUGAACCCAGAAGAUGCCAGAAAGGUGAGAGAAACAGGCCUGCACCUCAUGCGUCGCAUGCUUGCUGUGCUGCAGAUAUUUGCUGUCAGUCAGUUUGGUUGUGCUACGGGUGAGAUUCCUCGCACCCUCUGGCAGAAGGACCAAGACAACAAGGACUAUUCCCCCUUAAUCAAGAAACUGGAGCUGUCGGUAGAGCGGGUGAGGCAGCUGGCAGUGAAGUACCAGCAGGAAGACCACGUUAUCAGUUCCUCCGACCUGCAGGACAUUCCCUUGGGAGGCAGGGACGAGCUGACUCUGGCUGUGCGGAAGGAGCUGACCAUCGCUUUGCGAGACCUGAUGGCUCAUGGGCUCUACGCCUCUUCCCAAGGAAUGAGCCUGGUAUUGGCACCCAUCGCGUGCUUGAUUCCUGCGCUCACCUCCUCGCCGCAGAGCAUGCACCCCUGGGAGCUCUUUGUGAAGUAUUACAACACGAAGAACGGACAAGCCUUUGUGGAAUCCCCGGCUCGCAAACUCUCCCAGUCCUUUGCCUUGCCUGUGACAGGAGGCAUGGCUGUGACACCCAAACAGAGCCUGCUGACAGCGAUUCACACUGUCCUCACGGAGCAUGACCCCUUCAAGCGCAGCGCGGACUCGGAGCUGAAGGCGCUGGUGUGUAUGGCGCUGAACGAGCAGCGCCUGGUCUCCUGGGUGAAUCUCAUCUGCAAAUCUGGAGCUCUGGUACAGGCCCACUACCAGCCGUGGAGCUACAUGGCAAACACAGGCUUCGAGAGCGCGCUCAACGUUCUCAGUCGCCUAAGCAACUUGAAAUUCAACCUCCCAGUAGACCUGGCUGUCCGGCAGCUGAAAAACAUCAAAGAUGCUUUUUGAUGGAUUUUUAUUGUACAUCAUCCCUUUUCCACAAGCAGGGCAGCUGCCGGGCUCAAAGCCUGGCUUUUUUAAGACUGAGUUCGGCUCUUUCAAAUUGAUACUUGCUUUUAGGGAAAUCUCAUGGUGUCUCGAUGCUGGAAAUCUGCGUGUUUACA
Messenger RNA from Pezoporus flaviventris, 1853 nucleotides. It is a transcript of the gene RUNDC1, whose product is annotated as RUN domain containing 1. Bases 37 to 1698 code for a protein of 553 amino acids. Lineage: Eukaryota; Metazoa; Chordata; Aves; Psittaciformes; Psittacidae. The record is from RefSeq and is a predicted model, not a curated record. The transcript is spliced from 5 exons.